Molecule: messenger RNA, 1605 nt
Organism: Pogonomyrmex barbatus (red harvester ant)
Lineage: Eukaryota; Metazoa; Arthropoda; Insecta; Hymenoptera; Formicidae
Product: outer mitochondrial transmembrane helix translocase
Biological process (GO): extraction of mislocalized protein from mitochondrial outer membrane
Cellular component (GO): mitochondrial outer membrane
Molecular function (GO): ATP binding; ATP hydrolysis activity
Source: RefSeq, a predicted model, not a curated record
UCUAAUGUUCUGUUCUAACCUAUAAGUCGCUGUUCGCUUCCAUCGUUCAAUGAAGUAAGUUUCAGAAAGGUUAAGUCACCAGGAAUUAAGCAGUGUAUUAAUCGAGAUAUAGCUUCGCAUUGCAAUCCAGCAUUAAUAACGAUUGCGGCACAACGUGGAAUUUUGCAAAUUAUCUCCAUCGUUCACUGAAUACUCCAGUGAAACGAUGAACAUGGCAGCAAGUGCUGGUCUCACGCGACAAGAGGUGUUGAUGUUAGUAGCAAGAUUAACUUGUGUUGCAGCGAUUGGUUUUUUCAGUAUGAGGUGGCUUAUUACUCAGCUUGAUCCUACCAGGAGUACCAAGCAAAGAGCCAAAAAGAAGGCUCGAGAACAGUUACGCAAAUUAGCAGAGAGUGACAAAUAUGCACGAUCUUUUGACAUGGAUCAGCUAACGGAUUACGAGAUGAUAAUAGCUAACCAUUUGGUUGAUCCAAAUGAUAUUAAGAUAUCGUGGAGCAACAUUGCUGGUCUUGAUAAUAUUAUUCAAGAGCUCAAGGAGACAGUUAUUCUGCCUAUACAGAGGAAGGAGUUAUUUGAAGAUUCACAGCUGACUCAAGCACCCAAGGGGGUAUUAUUAUAUGGUCCGCCAGGUUGCGGCAAGACUAUGAUCGCUAAGGCCACAGCUCGGGAAGCAAAAACGCGUUUCAUAAAUUUAGAUGUGAGUAUUCUGACUGAUAAAUGGUAUGGAGAAAGUCAGAAGUUGGCCGCUGCCGUUUUUUCAUUGGCGAUGAAAUUGCAGCCCUGCAUUAUUUUCAUUGAUGAAAUAGAUUCGUUUUUGAGAUCCCGCAAUUCACAAGAUCACGAGGCGACAGCGAUGAUGAAGGCUCAGUUUAUGUCAUUGUGGGAUGGUUUGAUAACCGAUUCUGAUUGUACUGUGAUUAUAAUGGGAGCCACUAAUAGGCCGCAAGAUUUAGAUAAGGCAAUUCUGCGUCGUAUGCCAGCGACUUUCCAUAUUGGAUUGCCUAAUGAGCAACAGCGAUUAAAAGUUUUACAAUUAAUAUUGAAAAACGAGCCAACUGCAGAAAACGUAGAAAUUGCAACAUUGGCGAAACAUACAGAAGGCUUCUCUGGAUCAGAUUUACAAGAACUUUGUCGGAAUGCAUCUAUAUAUCGUAUUAGAGAUUAUUUGUGCUCACACGAUGGGGCCAAAUAUGAGAACAAUACGGACGAUGAAUACGAUGAAGAGUUUCACGAUACGGUACGACCCAUCACGAUGGAGGAUUUACUGAAAUCGUUCAAAAAGAUGAGAAUGUCGAAAUUGCAUACCGGCACGCUUAGUACAAGACAGUUAGAUCUAGAUUAAGAAAAGGAAAUUUAUUCUUUAUUAAUCACUGUCCGUUAUGACUCCCUCGGCAGUUCUUCGUGUGUUACAUAGAUAUGACAACGAUGAAAGUGAUCCUGCUUCAUCAUGGAGCUGUUUUGGGUACUGGGUACUGUUGAAGCGGUUUCCUUAUGUCGUGAACGUUUAAUAAUUUUUAUGAAGGCAUUAUAAUGUUAAAGUAGUCUAAAUAAAAUUAUCAAGAAAAGUGUUUAUAAUUCCAGAGCAAAAAACAUCGUAAGCAAAAA